Messenger RNA from Solanum dulcamara, 1525 nucleotides. Its product is annotated as 1-aminocyclopropane-1-carboxylate oxidase homolog. The coding region runs from base 249 to 1367 and encodes 372 amino acids. The record is from RefSeq and is a predicted model, not a curated record. NCBI's taxonomy places the organism in Eukaryota, Viridiplantae, Streptophyta, Magnoliopsida, Solanales, Solanaceae. The transcript has 3 exons.
AACAUCUUGUGGAAAUCUUCAAUUUGUAUACGUAAUUAAUAUAAAUCUUGUUCACUAACUGUUCUUUCUUUCCAAUCUUGGAGACUUUCUGCACGUUACUACUCUUUCUUUCUGCACGCAAGUGACUUUUUUUGAAAAAAAAAGACAAAUCAGUUGCGUGCUUUUUGGUGGAAAUCUUCCAAAGUAUAAAUGUAGUGACAUACAUAUUGUUCUGCCAUCAGCUUGUUUAUAACAUCAAAGCAAAAAAGAUGGUAGUCUCUAGCACAGAUGAUUUUCAAGCCACUAUUCAAAAGGAAAGUUAUGAUAAAAUGAGUGAAUUAAAAGCCUUUGAUGAUACUAAGGCUGGUGUGAAAGGUCUUGUUGAUGGUGGAAUCACUAAAGUACCUCGGAUAUUCGUUCAGCCAACUAAAAACAGGGCGGAAUCCUUGGAAAAAUGUGACUUCACUUUUCCAGUGAUAGACCUCCAAGGCAUCGAUGAGGAUCCGAUCAAGUAUAAGGAGAUUGUGGACAAAGUUCGAGAUGCAUCAAAAACAUGGGGUUUCUUCCAAGUGAUUAAUCAUGGAAUUCCAACAUCUGUCCUGGACAAAGCAUUGCAAGGAACACGACAGUUUUUCGAGCAAGAUAACGAGGUUAAGAAACAGUAUUACACUCGAGAUAUUGGGAAAAAGGUGAUUUAUGUUAGCAAUCUUGAUUUGUAUAGCCCUUCUGUUCAAACUGCAAGUUGGAGAGACUCAAUGUUCUGUUUCAUGGCUCCGAAUCCUCCUAGUCCACAAGAUUUUCCAAUAGAAUGCGGGGAAAUACUAAAGGAUUUCUCCAACGAUGUGAAGAAAUUGGGGUUCUCCUUGCUUGAAUUAUUGUCUCAAGGUCUCGGUCUCAACCGUAGUUAUCUCAAAGACUAUAUGGAUUGUUUUCAUCUUAGUUGUUGGUGUCAUUACUAUCCAGCGUGCCCUCAACCCGAACUCACCAUGGGCAUCAACAAACAUACUGACAGUGAUUUUCUGACGGUCCUUCUACAAGAUGAAAUCGGAGGACUCCAAGUUCUUCACCAGAAUCAAUGGGUUAAUGUUCCUCCUAAACCUGGUGCUCUUGUCGUCAACAUUGGAGAUUUUCUGCAGCUACUGUCAAAUGACAAGUACAUAAGUGUUGAGCACAGAGCAAUUUCAAACAAAGACAAAUCAAGAAAUUCAGUUGCGUUCUUCUUUGGUGAAACUCCAUGGCAAUCUUCCAAGCUUUAUGGACCAAUUACUGAAUUGUUAUCAGAAGAUAAUCCUCCAAAAUAUCGCUCAACCACAACCAAAGACUACAAAUUUUAUGCCCUUAAUAAAGGUCUUGAUGGAACUUCUGCGCUGUUGCAUUACAAGAUCUAAUCUAUUAAGUAAACUGGUCAUGUUUUAUCUUUUCAUCUUUCUUGUUUAAAAUAAGUGAUGUUUCACAAGACCCGGGAGAGAGUAUUACUAUUUAUCUAGUUGUUGGGUGUGAGUAAAACUACUAUUAAUGAGUAAUAGAAACUACUUUAUAUAUUUCA